GUCUGCUGCCUGCUCAGGUAUACCACUAAUGAAUGCAAAUACAGAGAGGACACAGAGAGCCACAAGGUGCUGUAGGAGCUUCUUGUCCUGGUGCAACAGUGGGAGAGUCAUGGUGGCGUUCAAAGGCGUUUGGACCAAGGGCUUUUGGAGGGCGGUGUCCGCUGAGUACCUGGCCACCCUCAUCUUCGUCUUCCUGGGGGUGGGCUCCACUAUCAACUGGCACGCGACCAAGGAAAACCCCCCUCCGGCCGACCUGGUGCUCAUCUCCCUGUGCUUCGGCCUCAGCAUAGCCACCAUGGUGCAGUGUUUCGGGCACAUCAGCGGAGGACACAUCAACCCGGCUGUUACCGCAGCGAUGGUGGUGACCGGGAAGUUGAGCUUGGCCAAAGCUCUGUUUUAUGUGUUGGCACAGUGCCUGGGAGCCAUCACCGGGGCGGGGUUACUUUACUUGGUCACGCCCCCAGCAGUGAGGGGGUCCUUCGGAGUCAGUGAUGUAAACACAGACAUUUCAGUGGGACUUGGCCUUCUGGUGGAGAUCAUCAUAACAUUUCAACUGGUGUUUACCGUCUUUGCCACGUGUGACCCCAAACGCACCAAUCUGAGCGGGUCUGCAGCACUGGCUAUUGGUGUGGCUGUAGUCAUUGGACAUCUGUUUGGAAUUCCAUACACAGGAGCAAGUAUGAACCCUGCACGAUCGUUUGGACCUGCAGUAGUUACUGUAACGUUUAAAAAUCAUUGGAUAUACUGGCUGGGUCCGUUACUGGGUGGCAUUCUGGCCGCCGGUCUUUACGAAUACCUCUUCUGCCCCGACCCGGAGGUGAAAAAGCGGCUGCAGCAGGUCUUCCAAAAGGACCAGUCAGGACGAUACAAGGAAGUGGACGCUGACGACAUCACGAUAAAACCGGGGAGCAUCGACGUGGAGAAGGGCGAGAAGAAGGACCUGUUCAACGACAAGGGAGAUGUGCUGUCGUCCGUAUGACUAUCACGCGCACUGCAAAUAGAGACCAAUCUGUAGCACGAGCAGA
Messenger RNA from Boleophthalmus pectinirostris (great blue-spotted mudskipper), 1025 nucleotides. It is a transcript of the gene aqp4, whose product is annotated as aquaporin 4. Gene Ontology annotation, biological process: transmembrane transport. Bases 29 to 979 code for a protein of 316 amino acids. Gene Ontology annotation, molecular function: water channel activity. NCBI's taxonomy places the organism in Eukaryota, Metazoa, Chordata, Actinopteri, Gobiiformes, Gobiidae. The transcript has 5 exons. The record is from RefSeq and is a predicted model, not a curated record. Gene Ontology annotation, cellular component: plasma membrane; basolateral plasma membrane.